Messenger RNA from Olea europaea var. sylvestris, 1417 nucleotides. RefSeq names its product polyubiquitin 12-like. Gene Ontology annotation, molecular function: ubiquitin protein ligase binding; protein tag activity. The transcript has a single exon. Bases 584 to 1198 code for a protein of 204 amino acids. Gene Ontology annotation, cellular component: cytoplasm; nucleus. Lineage: Eukaryota; Viridiplantae; Streptophyta; Magnoliopsida; Lamiales; Oleaceae. Gene Ontology annotation, biological process: modification-dependent protein catabolic process; protein ubiquitination. The record is from RefSeq and is a predicted model, not a curated record.
UAAUGUUGGGGCUAAUGUAGCAAAGAUAACACCGAAUUUUUCAUACUACGGUAAUGCGAAUUUUACAAUAAUCAUUGUCCUCGAUCCUUCGACCACGCUCCGUUACCCACAAGAUCAUUUCAUACAAUGAUUCAUUUGUGCAGGUAUAACACCUUCAACUCCAAUGAAAUUAAAGUACAAAAUACUACUACUUCAUCAAAUAACAUGAACAUCAAUUUAAUUAGAGUACAAACAAAUGUCCUGUGUCCUGUGUCAAUGUGCAUUCCACUUAACCAUAUCCCAAUAUGGAAUUGAAGUAAUCUCGCAACCCCCCUUGAGAUCAUCAACCACAUCAUAUGUGGUAGUAUGUAAUGGUCUCCACAGUUGCACCUUCAGGCAUGAACCUAGGUUUGGAUCCCUUUGGCUAUUUUUUGGUGCUAUUAACUACACCUCUUGAUUUAGCCUCAGCCUUCAUUUUGUUUGUACUCUUCAUCAUUCUACAAAAAUUCGUCAUCACACCUCGAUGAACACACACGCUCAACUCAAAAAUCAGCCCUCCGAAUGAAUCUGCUGCCUACCUGCAUCAGGUGUCUGCUAAAGUGAAAUGACACAGCAGAGAGUGUUCGUAACUAUCCAUCCAAUCAACGUAAAAACAAAAAAAUUUACUCACCUAUGGAGUAGGAAACAUGCAUGCAAUCUAAUCACCAAAAAACGAACAACCCUUACAUAUAUCAUAAACAUUAUAUGCCAUAAAUAUAAUGGUGAAGCCAAGAUACAAGACAAGGAAGGCAUCACACCAGACCAACAGAGGCUCAUUUUCGCUGGUAAACAGCUUCAGGAUGGCCGUAGUUCGAUCGACUAUAAAAUUUAUAAGGAGUCCACACUCCACUUGGUGUUGAGGCUUGGUGGUGGCAGGCAUAUUAUUGUCAAAACCCUUACGGGGAAGACAAUAACCCGUGAAGGUGACAGCUCCGACACCAUUGAUAAUGUUAAAGCUGAAGUUGAGGAGAGGCAUGUAGAUUUUUCUGAAGACUCUGACAGGAAAAAUUGUCAGUUCGUCUUGACAAAUCAUAUGACUGGGAUGUAUAAGAAUGAUGAUAUAUUCAUUUUACUUCUGAUGUUGAUGUACCCUUUCACAUUGAAUGAACAAUACAUGCAUUAUGUCGUCAACGCAUACACACAAAAUUUACCGACAAUACCAUCCCAUGCUUGCAAUUAACAUUUAUUAUAGCAAAACGAUAUGUACUUUACAAAAGACAGUUUAACAUGUAGCAUAUUUCAUGAACAAUAAAUGCAUUAUGUCAUCAACGCAUACACACAAAAUUUACCGACAAUACCAUUCCAUGCUUGCACUAAACAUUUAUUAUAGCAACACAAUAUGUACUCUACAAAAGACAGUUUAACGUGUAGCAUAUUUCAUGAACAAUAAAUGCAUUAU